Messenger RNA from Penicillium macrosclerotiorum, 1227 nucleotides. RefSeq names its product undecaprenyl diphosphate synthase family protein. The transcript is spliced from 2 exons. NCBI's taxonomy places the organism in Eukaryota, Fungi, Ascomycota, Eurotiomycetes, Eurotiales, Aspergillaceae. The record is from RefSeq and is a predicted model, not a curated record. Bases 1 to 1227 code for a protein of 408 amino acids. Gene Ontology annotation, molecular function: ditrans,polycis-polyprenyl diphosphate synthase [(2E,6E)-farnesyl diphosphate specific] activity. Gene Ontology annotation, cellular component: dehydrodolichyl diphosphate synthase complex; endoplasmic reticulum; lipid droplet.
AUGGCGAGCUCAAUGCAUUUGUCGCGCCUCCGGAAUUGGUUCCUCGCUUCGCCGCCGAUCGAGUUUGCCAUCACGAAUCUCAAAGAGCUGCUCAUCGGCGCACUUCGCCAGGGCCCGGUCCCCCAACAUGUUGCCUUCGUGAUGGACGGAAACCGACGAUUCGCACGGUCGCAUGGAAUCGAGACGGUAGAGGGUCAUAAUCUGGGAUUCGAAGCACUUGCCAGGAUCCUAGAAGUCUGCUACAAGAGCGGUGUGAAAGUGGUCACCAUUUACGCGUUCAGCAUCGAGAAUUUCAAACGGUCUAAAUUCGAGGUCGACGCGCUGAUGGAUAUGGCCAAGGUGAAGUUGUCGCAAAUGGCACAGCACGGGGACCUGCUAGAUAGGUAUGGAGCGAAAGUGCGCGUCCUGGGUCGACUCGAUCUACUCAAACCCGACGUGCUCGCGGCUGUGAACAAGGCAGUCGACAUGACUAGCCGCAACGGUGAUCGCGUCCUGAACAUCUGCUUCCCGUAUACCUCUCGCGAUGAGAUUACCACCUCCAUUCGCGAUACCGUCGAGGACUAUAGCAAACCUCUCCGACCCGCCCAUCCCGCAAAUGGUGCGGCCCGAACCCCCUUCUCCGAAUCUCACAUUGCGCAUAAUAUUCGGACCCAAACCCUCGGAUCCAAGACAAAUGAAACCCACAGCGACUCGGAGUCGACCUCGGCGGAGUCUUCGACGCAAGAGGAUGAAUCGAUCUUGCGAAAUGAUCAUUCAAACAAGGUGUAUGAGUCUGGUUCUUCAUUCUCGUCAUCGACGACUCUCCACCUUGGCCAGCACGAUGGGCAUCAUCCCUUAAAGGGUGCUGCCCAAAGUACAGCAACAAAUGGUGGAGACCCAGUUUACAUGUCGCCUGAAACUAUCUCCCGCCAGACUCUUUCCGACCACAUGUUGACCAAAGGUAAUCCGCCUCUGGAUAUCUUGGUGCGAACCUCUGGCGUCGAGCGUUUGAGUGAUUUCAUGCUUUGGCAGUGUCACGAGAAUACCGAAAUUGUGUUCUUGGAUGUACUUUGGCCAGAAUUCGAUCUAUGGAGUUUCAUUCCUGUUCUCCUUGGCUGGCAACGACGUAUUUCCAAGUCUCGCCAGAACCCUGAAGGCGAGGGGAACUUCGCGGGUGACAGUCCCGAAUCCAGCGAAGAGGACAUGGAUUCUAUGGUCCUGCGGCAGAGCAAGCUCAAAGCCGUAUAG